CACUUAUCUCGCAGUGCGUUUAUAUUAGACAGUACAGUAAAGAAGAACCCAACUGCUAUGAUGCAGGUGAUUCAGUGAGGCUGUUAUAAAUACUGUAGGUUGGUAGAGCUGUGUAUCAGUAAAGUAUUGCGCGAGAGCACAAAGAAUGGAAGCAACCAUUACGAACUGAUUAACUGGCUGAAGUGAUUGUAGUCGACACUACAAUGAGCGGGAAAGGGAAACAGGGGACGUGAAGCAAUCAUUGCUCCGCCUGCCAAUCACAGCCGGUCCCUCCCCAGCCUCUCUGAAACAAACUCACAGCGAGACUUUAUACGAGGAGCUUGUCGCUACCCUGCAGGUGAGAGGACUCACAGCACUCUGCCUGGAUCCCCAGCCAGAAAAAAUGGAACAGGAGAGUUACCUGAACAUGGAUGAGUUAGAUGAUGAUGUGUUUUAUCCUGAUGCAUUUGGAUACCCAGAUCAGACCAUAACUUCCUCCUCAUUAUUCAACCAGAGCCAGUCCUACACAUGCCUGCUCGGCCGCUUUCACCUCUUCCCAUUUUCUCACUGUUGUGGCCCUGGAUGCAGGGGCACAGACAACGAGGACAAGGCUACACAGACUCUGGGGUCACCUUCUCAGGACAUCAUGCUACCAUGUGGGGUGUCUGAAACUCCUCAAAGACUUUUUUAUGGUAAGGAGGCCUUAUCAGAGAUAUACCGUAUGUUUAAUGCUUCAAUCCCACAUGAAUCUCAUAGAUUCCAUAGACUUUUUCAAGUAUGAUACUGGCCUCUGUUUUCAAGAUUUAAUAAUUUCAUGCAUUGUGUACAAUAACUUAUUUCCCUUGCAGUAGUGCAGUGUGCCACUGGAGAAAAGGGUAGAAGGUUUUAAGAUAUUGUUACCUUCCAUAACACUGAUGCUGCACUCAAAUUUUGCUUGUCUACAACUCCCAGCACACAGCGUUGGAAAUGUAGUCUAGCAAUAUAAAGCAACAAACAACUACACUAUUGGAUAUGUGUGAUCUAUUAAUAAAGUAAGAUUUCAGCAAUAA
Molecule: messenger RNA, 1028 nt
Organism: Xenopus laevis (African clawed frog)
Lineage: Eukaryota; Metazoa; Chordata; Amphibia; Anura; Pipidae
Gene: bmf.S
Product: Bcl2 modifying factor S homeolog
Biological process (GO): negative regulation of autophagy; apoptotic process; positive regulation of apoptotic process
Cellular component (GO): myosin complex
Source: RefSeq, marked provisional